AUGGCUCCUCCUCACCCUCCGACAACAAUUGCUGAGCUGCGAGGCUUAAUCAACACGCACCCUAUUAUUGACAAUCACGCCCACAACCUCCUCCGCGAUGUGGAUUCAACCUCUUCUCCCCUCGAAUCUAUAGUAUCCGAAGCGUCUGGACUCGCUCUCAGUGAUGCCACCCGCACCCUUGCCCACGCGCGAGCCGUCACCCAGCUUUCGGGCUUGCUAGGUUGUGCCCCAACUUGGGAAGCAAUUAAAGACAAACGCAGGACAAUCGAUUAUGAAGCGUGGGCUAAGAAAUGCCUUUCUGGAACUCAAUGUCUGCUCAUAGACGAUGGGCUGGAUGGAGAAGGAGUGCAUCCUUACGAUUGGCAUGACCGCUACGCUUCGUCACCUUCAAAGCGUCUUGUUCGAGUCGAGACGCUUGCUGAGCAGACGCUUCGUGAAUUUGCACCCGAAUUCCAAGAAGAUGAAAGCAACAAUUCGCGAGAAGCGGAGCUAUUCAACCGAUGGUCUGAGCGGUUUUCCGGAUUGAUCAAUGCAGCCGUUCAAGACCCAGUGGUUGCAGGAUUCAAGUCAAUUAUUUGUUAUCGGAGCGGGCUCGAUAUCGCCGGUGAAACAACGGGGGGGUUGCUUUUAGAGGCUGUAAAAAAUGCCUUGCGGGGAUCAAGAAGGGAUGGCGGGCGAUAUAAAAUUCGAGAUAAGAUUUUGGGAGAUUUUCUGGUGUGUGAGGUUGCUAGGAUCAUCGCAAAGAGCGGAUCUUGGAAGCCCUUCCAGUUCCACACCGGAUUGGGUGAUAAUGAUCUCAAUAUUAGGAAGGCCAAUCCCGCCUAUUUGCAAGAUUUUAUCAAGGAGAAUCCGGAUGUCCCGAUUGUCCUUUUGCACUCUUCCUAUCCAUUUACACGUGAAGCUGGCUACCUCGCCUCUGUGUAUAAGAAUGUGUAUCUCGAUAUUGGGGAGGUCUUUCCUAUGAUUUCCAAAGAUGGGCAAAAAUCUGUUGUAAAACAAUGUCUGGAGUGCACGCCUAGCAAUAAGCUUCUCUGGAGCACGGACGGUCAUUGGUUCCCCGAGGGAUUCGCUCUGGCAAAUAUGCAGAUACGUGAAGUAUUAGGUGAGGUUCUUCCGAAAUGCGUAGCAAAGGGUCAGUUGACUGUUCCCCAAGCGGCGGGUUUUGUUAAAGACCUGCUCUUCGAGAACUCCAAUAAGCUCUACAGACUAAACCUCAUUCCUAUCUUCGCUUCUACAAUUGAUCUUGUCGAUCACUCACCCCCGAUCAACCAAGGGACCCAAAUGCUCUCUGAAUUUCUCCACAAGAAUCCUCACGUCAAAUACUUUCGCUUGCAAUGGGUGGAUUAUACCAACACUCUCCGUCUCCGACUUGUGACUCUAGCGCAAAUGAACAAGAUGGUUUCGAAAGGCACUUUUCUGACAGUGACCAAAGCUGUCCUAUCGCUCCUGCAAGACGACAGUCCGACAGAUGAUUUCACGCCUGCUGGUAGAUAUAAUCUUGUCCCGGAUUGGUCGAGUUUGAGGAUUUGUCCUGGAGAGCCUGGUCUUUUAGAGAAACCCUCUAAAUACGCGAGUGUGAUGUGCUUCUUCAGGGACAAUGAAGAAGAAGUAGAUACCUGUCCGCGUACUAUACUUUCCCGAGCCGUUCGGCGGGCUAAAGAAGAACACAAGGUGGACUUCCUCAUCGGGUGGGAAACGGAAGUAGUCUUCCUUAAUAAGACCGACCUCGAAGCUGCCAGCAAAACGCAUGCCUGGAGCACUUCUCGAUCCCUCCACAAUCGCUGCCUCACAGCCCUUGAGCAAAUAGUCGAUGCCCUCGAAGCAUCCGGGAUAGAAGUCCUCCUAUUCCACCCCGAGAGUGCACCAUCCCAGUACGAGAUUGUAACCGGCCCACUUCCACCUCUUGAAUCCAUCGAUGCACUCUACCAUACCCGCGAGACAAUUAUGCGUAUUUGUUCUUACCACAACCUUCGUGCUACGCUUCAUCCAAAGCCCUUCAAAGGCGCCGCUGGCACUGCUGCGCACAUGCAUGUAUCGAUGGCUCCUCCCACAGAGUCACUCCAAAACGCUUUCUUUGCCGGAGUGCUAUCCCACCUUGGGUCUCUGGCGGCGUUGACGCUACCACAAGCGGCCAGCUAUGAGAGGCUUGGGGACAGCUGCUGGACGGGGGGCACUUGGAUUGCUUGGGGAGAGGAAAAUAGGGAAACCCCCUUAAGGCGCGUGAGCAAAGGGGAAGCUCAUUGGGAAAUUCGGUGUAUUGAUGGACUUGCAAAUGCUUAUCUCGCUGCCACCGGUAUAAUCUCAGCUGGGUGUAUGGGCAUGUUAGACGGGAUGAAAUUGCCUGGCGAGAGCUGUAACUCCGACCCAUCCAAAAUGACAUCUCGGGAACGUAACGGUUUAGGAAUCACCAGGCAGCUUCCUGAUGGGCUAGGCAAGGCAAUGGACCUUCUACGAGCCGACAAAAAGUUGAGGUCUCGGAUUGGUGAGGCGUGUGUUGCUAAGUAUAUCAUUUUGAAGAAAGCUGAAACUGCAGCCCUUGAAGCAAAUGGCCCUUCUGUGCGGGCGUGGAUUAUGGAUAGAUAUUAG
Molecule: messenger RNA, 2586 nt
Organism: Tuber melanosporum (Perigord truffle)
Lineage: Eukaryota; Fungi; Ascomycota; Pezizomycetes; Pezizales; Tuberaceae
Exons: 4
Coding region: 1-2586 (861 amino acids)
Molecular function (GO): glutamine synthetase activity; hydrolase activity
Source: RefSeq, a predicted model, not a curated record